Molecule: messenger RNA, 6642 nt
Organism: Macaca mulatta (Rhesus monkey)
Lineage: Eukaryota; Metazoa; Chordata; Mammalia; Primates; Cercopithecidae
Source: RefSeq, a predicted model, not a curated record
UUAACACUCAUGAGUUGCUGUCAUAUGGUGACAUCGUUUGAGUCUCUCUAGUCAUUGAACAGAACAAGAAAAAUAAAUCGAAUUAAAUUUAUAAUCUGAAGUUAUAUGUGACCCAUCACAUCUGUCAAGUUUUAAAAUGGGUUUUGUUUUGUUUUUUUGGUAGGGGAGCGUCCAGCAGCUUUUAAAUGUUAAUUUUCACAUCAUGUGUUCCAAAAAUAAUUGGUUAGCCUAGGUCACUUCCACCCUCCAACGCUGUGAAUACAGUCUCUGUAGCAUUCGCUAUUUAAUGUCUUAUCUUCCCGAGCUAUUUGAGAAAUCGCUAGAUCGCCUUAAUACCGCAGUCGCCACUUUGCGGACUGGAGGGCGGAGUCUGCUUCGUUCUGAGGACUGCGUGGCUCCGCGCAGAGAGCUCCUGCUAGGCCUGCGAGUCCUGUUCUGAAUUCUUACCCUUAUUUAGUCCUUGUCACCACCCCCACCGUGGGAACGGCCUGACGGCCACUCGUCAAAGGAAGUGGCUGCCGGCAGCUCUUGACCCGGAAUCGGAUCCUAGUCCCACCCCUUCUGCUCCAGGCUUCCUUCUGCAACAGGCGUGGGUCACGCUCUCGCUCGCUCUCUUUCUGCCGCCAUCUUGGUUCUGCGUUCCCUGAACAGCCUCCUUUAUAUUCCCUUCCUUCAGAAAUGCCCGGAGAAGCCACAGAAACCGUCCCUGCUACAGAGCAGGAGUUGCCGCAGCCCCAGGCUGAGACAGCUGUGCUACCUAUGUCUUCAGCCUUGAGUGUCACUGCUGCCUUAGGCCAGCCUGGACAAACCCUCCCCACUCCUUGCUCUCCUGCCCCACAACAGUGCCCUCUGUCAACUGCUAACCAGGCUGCCCCAUUCCCUUCCCCCUCUACUAUUGCCUCGACCCCUUUUGAAGUUCCUUUUACCCAGUCAUCCUCUGGAACAGCCCUACCUUUGGGAACUGCCCCUGAAGCCCCAACUUUCCUACCAAACCUAAUAGGGCCUCCCAUCUCCCCAGCUGCCUUAGCUCUGGCCUCUCCCAUGAUAGCUCCAACUCUGAAAGGGACGCCUUCCUCUUCAGCUCCCUUAGCUCUGGUUGCCCUGGCUCCCCACUCAGUUCAGAAGAGUUCUGCUUUUCCACCUAACCUUCCUUCUUCACCUCCUUCAGUGGCUGUAGCUGAGUCAGGGUCAGUGAUAUCACUGUCAGCUCCCAUUGCUCCCUCAGAACCAAAGACUAAUCUUAUUAAAGUUCCCUCUGAGGUAGUCCCUAAUCCAAAAGGCACCCCCAGUCCUUCAUGUAUAGUCAGUACCGUUCCUUACCACUGUGUGACUCCCGUGGCCUCUGUUCAAUCUGGAAUGGCCUCCCUUCCUCAGACAACACCCACAACUACCCUAGCUAUCACUUCCCUUCAAGUCAAAGAUACCACCAUUUCCUCAGCUCUAACUUCUCCGCAAAACCCAGGAAGCCUCAGCCUAAAGGGGCCUGUUAGUCCAUCUGCUGCCUUACCUCUUUCAACUCAGUCUCUUCCUGUGGUGACCUCUUCUCAAAAGACUGUGGGUCCCAACACUCCCCCAGAUUUUCCCAUUUAUCUGGGCUCUCAUCUUGCACCUUUGUAUCAAAGUUCUUUUGGUUCUGUCCAACCUUUAGGUCAAACAAGUCCCAGUGCUUUGACAGACCCUACAAUGAAGACCAUUUCUAUAGAUCAUUCUUCCACUGGGGACUCUUAUCCUUCUCAGAGAUCUGUAAUUCCUCCCCUUCCUUCCAGAAAUGAGGUAGUUCCUGCUACUGUGGCUGCCUUUCCAGUGGUGGCUCCAUCUGUUGACAAAGGUCCCUCUACCAUCACUAGCAUAACCUACAGCCCUUCUGGCUCCUUAAAUGUAGCUACCUCCUCUUCAUUAUCUCCUACGACCUCUCUCAUUCUCAAAAGCUCUCCUAAUGCCACUCAUCAUUAUCCUUUAGUGGCCCAAAUGCCUGUUUCUUCUGUUGGAACCACCCCACUUGUGGUGACUAACCCCUGUACAAUUGAUGCAGCAGCUACUACCUUUGAGGUAGCUACUUGUGUUUCUCCUCCAAUUUCAUCAGGUCCCAUAAGUAAUAUAGAACCAACUUCCCCUGCUGCCUUGGUUAUGGCACCUGUGGCUCCCAAAGAGCCUUCUACUCAAGUAGCAACCACUCUGAGGACACCAGUCUCUCCUCCUCUGCCAGACCCUGAAGACCUCAAAAAUCUCCCCAGUUCAGUAUUGGUUAAAUUUCCAACACAAAAAGACCUCCAAACUGCACCUGCCUCUCCUGACGGAGCUGCUUUCUCUCCAGCCCAAGCAGAACUCACCACCAAGAAAGACCCUACUGUGUUACCAUUAGCCCAGACAGUUCGUAAAAAUUCCCCUUCUUUCCAAAGUACAUCCUCUUCUCCAGAGAUAUCUCUUUCUCCUGAAACCACCGUAGCAAAGAAAAGCCUUGAAGGCCCUCUCCCUAUAGGUAAGCCAACCAGCACUGUGACCUCCCCGCUGGGUGUUAACUCCUCCUCGGCCUCUGUAAUCAAGACAGAUUCUUAUGCAGACCCAGACUCUGCUGGUCUGCUUCUCAAAAGUUCUCUCAUUACCCCAACAGUGACUGCAUUUCCUUUGCAAAGUGCUGACCCUGCUGGGGUGGCUCCCACAACUGCUAAAGGUACCUCAACUUAUACAGCUACAGCCAGCCCUUUUCUAGAAGGAACUGUCUCUUUAGCUCCUGAAAACCACCCAGUUAAGGAAGGUACUUCCACUUUUACUACUUUAUCCUUGGUUCCUACAGCUUCAGAUUGCCCUGUGGCUCCAUCCCCCCAGAAUACCUCUGCUCCUCUGGCUACCUUAGUGCUGGCCCCUGAAAUCCCAAAGUCUGUGCCCUCACCCUCUCUUCCCGCAGCUGGGACUCCUCCAGGUACAAAAAAGGUUGAUGGUAUUUCUCAUACUUCAGCAUUGGCACCUGUUGCUUCCUCUCCCAAAGAGUGCCCAACUGAGGACUCUGGUGCUUCUGCUACUGCAUCUUCCAAAGGAUCUCUGACUUACCUAGCUGACUCCCCAUCUCUUUUAGGGGUUAGUGUGUCUCAGACUAAAAGACCUCCAACCAAGAAGGGUUCUGCUGGCCCUGAUACUCCUGUUGGAAAUCUCUCGUCCCCUGUUUCUCCAGUUGAAGCUUCGUUUCUUCCAGAGAAUAUUCUUUCUUUCCAAGACUCUAAAGACUCACCCGCCAGGAAGCAUUCUCCCACUCCUCCAUCCCCCAAAGGGGCCCCUGCUCCCUCAGCUGUGACUCCUCUGUCUCCCAAAAGAGUAACACUAACCCCCAAAGAGACCUCCACUCCUUCAGUUGUGAAUCUGCCCUUCCCCAAAGAGGGUCCAGCUACCCCAGCACCCAAACAGGCUCCCGCUCCUCCCGCUCUAUCCAGGACUUCUUCCUCCCUCAAAAAGGCCCCAGCUACCCCAUCCCCCAAAGGGACCCCCACACCCCCAGCUGCAACUCCUCCCUCCCCCAGAGGAGGCCCAGCUACCCCAUCCCCCAAAGGGGCCCCCACACCCCUAGCUGCAACUCCUCCUCCCCGCAAAGGAGGCCCAGCUACCCCAUCCCCCAAAGGGACCCCCAAACCCCCAGCUGCAACUCCUCCCUCCCCCAGAGGAGGCCCAGCUACCCCAUCCCCCAAAGGGGCCCCCACACCCCCUGCUGCAACUCCUCCCUCCCCCAAAGGAGGUCCAGCAGCUACCCCAUCCCCCAAAGGGGCCCCCACUCCCCCAGCUGCAAACCCUCCCUCCCCAAAAGGAGGCCCAGCUACCCCAUCCCCCAAAGGGGCCCCCACUCCCCCAGCUGCAAACCCUUCCUCCCCAAAAGGAGGCCCAGCUACCCCAUCCCCAAAAGGAGGCCCAGCUACCCCAUCCCCAAAAGGAGGCCCAGCUACCCCAUCCCCCAAACGGGCCCCCACUCCCCCAGCUGCAACUCCACCUUCCCCAAAAGGGGCCCCCACACCCCUAGCUGCAACUCCUUCCCCAAAAGGAGGUCCAGCUACCCCAUCCUCCAAAGGGGCCCCCACACCCCCAGCUGCAACUCCUCCCUCCCCAAAAGGAGGCCCAGCUAUCCCACCCCACAAAGGGGCUCCCACUCCCCCAGCUGUGACUCCUCCCUCCCCAAAAGGAGGUUCAGCUACCCCAUCCCCCAGAGGUGCCCCCACUCCCCCAGCAGCAACUCCUCCCUCCCCAAAAGGAAAUCUAGCUGCCCCACCCCACAAAGAGGCCCCCAGUCCUUCAGUUGUAACUUCUCCCUCUCCAAAAGGAGAUCCAGCUACCUCACCCCCCAAAGGGGCCCCCACUCCCCCAGCUGCAACUCCUCCCUCCCCCAAAGGGACCCCCACUCUCCCAACUACAACUCCCUCCUCUAAAGGAAGCUCAACUACCCCAUCCUCCAAAGAGGACCCCACCCCCCCAGCUGCAACUCCCUCCCACAAAGGAGGUCCAGCUGUGACUCCUCCCUCCCCUAAAAGAGGACCAGCUAUCCCAUCUCCCAAAGGGGACCCCACUUCCCCAGCAGUGAUUCCUUUCUCCCCCAAAAAGGCUCCAGCAACUCCAGUCACCAGAGAAGGCCCAGCCACCCCAUCCAAAGGCGAUACCACUCCCCUAGCAGUGACUCCUGUCUCCCUCAAAAAGGCCCCAGCAACUUCAGCCCCCAAAGGAGGCCCAGCUACCCCAUCCUCCAAAGGGGAUCCCACCCUCCCAGCAGUGACUCCUCCUUCCCCCAAGGAGCCCUCAGUCCCCAAACAAGCUCCCACUUCUUCCUCUCCCAAAAAGGCCCCGGCAACUCCAGCCCCCAUGGGGGCCCCCAUUCUGCCAGCUGUGAUUCCUUCUUCCCCCAAAGAGGUCCCAGCUACCCCAUCCUCCAGAAGGGACCCCAUUGCCCAAAUAGCGACUCCUCUCUCUAAAAAUACCCCAGCAACUCUAGCCCCCAAAGAGGCCCUCAUUCCCCCAGCUAUGACUCUUCCCUCCCCCAAAAAGAGCCCAGCAAUUCCAGCCCCCAAAGAAGCCCCGGCUACCCCAUCCUCCAAAGAGGCCUCCAGUCCCCCAGCAGUGACUCCUUCCUCUUACAAAGGGGCCCCAUCUCCCAAAGAGGCCCCUACUCCUCCAGCUGUGACUCCUCCAUCCCCCAAAAAGGGCCCAGCAACUCCAGCCCCCAAAGGGACCCCCACUUCCCCACCUGUGACUCCUUCCUCCCUCAAAGACUUCCCUGCCUCCCCAGUUUCUGUCACAUGUAAAAUGGGGGCCACUGUUCCUCAAGCAUCUAAAGGGCUUCCAGCAAAGAAAGGCCCCACAGCUCUCAAAGAAGUACUUGUUGCCCCAGCUCCAGAAAGUACGCCAGUCAUCACAGCUCCCACUCGGAAAGGUCCACAGACCAAAAAGAGUUCUGCCACUUCACCUCCUAUGUGUCCAGAUCCCUCAGCUAACAAUGGUUCUAAAGGACCCCUUUCCACAGUGGCUCCAGCCCCUCUACUCCCUGCUCAGAAAUGCUCUUCAAAGACAUCAAAAGGCAAAGAUGCUUCUCAUUCCCCAAAGGGCCCCUUGGCUCCUCCUGAGUCUAAGGCAUCCACCCCUCUAACAGCAGCUGCCUCUGAGAAGGUCCUUCCUAAACCUGAAUCAGCAUCUGUCUCUCCACCACCCACCCCACCAGUCUCUCUGCCUCUUGCUCCCUCCCCAGUUCCCACUCUGCCUCCUAAACAGCAAUUUUUGCUGUCCUCUCCUGGGCUGGUGUUGGAAUCACCCUCUAAACCCCUAGCCCCUGCUGAUGAGGAUGAGCUGCCGCCUCUGAUACCCCCGGAACCAAUCUCUGGGGGAGUGCCUUUCCAGUCAGUCCUCGUCAACAUGCCCACCCCCAAAGCUGCUGGAAUCCCUGUCCCAACCCCCUCUGCCAAGCAGCCUGUUAUGAAGAACAACAAGGGGUCUGGAACAGAAUCUGAUAGUGAUGAAUCAGUACCAGAGCUUGAAGAACAGGAUUCCACCCAGGCAACCACACAACAAGCCCAGCUGGCGGCAGCAGCUGAAAUUGAUGAAGAACCAGUCAGUAAAGCAAAACAGAGUCGGAGUGAAAAGAAGGCACGGAAGGCUAUGUCCAAACUGGGUCUUCGACAGGUUACAGGAGUUACUAGAGUCACUAUCCGGAAAUCUAAGAAUAUCCUCUUUGUCAUCACAAAACCAGAUGUCUACAAGAGCCCUGCUUCAGAUACUUACAUAGUUUUUGGGGAAGCCAAGAUCGAAGAUUUAUCCCAGCAAGCACAACUAGCAGCUGCUGAGAAAUUCAAAGUUCAAGGUGAAGCUGUCUCAAACAUUCAAGAAAACACACAGACUCCAACCGUACAAGAGGAGAGUGAAGAGGAAGAGGUCGAUGAAACAGGUGUAGAAGUUAAAGACAUAGAAUUGGUCAUGUCACAAGCAAAUGUGUCGAGAGCUAAGGCAGUCCGAGCCCUGAAGAACAACAGUAAUGAUAUUGUAAAUGCGAUUAUGGAAUUAACAAUGUAACCAUCUGAAAGCAACUUUUUUUGGUGUCUCAAAGGAGUAACUACAGCUUGGUUUGAAAUUUGUACUGUUUCUAUCAUAAAUAAAGUUAUGGCUUCUUGUUGGAUGAACUCA